This is a messenger RNA of Trichoplusia ni (cabbage looper), 2305 nucleotides long. It is a transcript of the gene Ahsa1, whose product is annotated as activator of 90 kDa heat shock protein ATPase homolog 1. Gene Ontology annotation, biological process: protein folding; positive regulation of ATP-dependent activity. Gene Ontology annotation, cellular component: cytosol. The coding region runs from base 265 to 1290 and encodes 341 amino acids. The record is from RefSeq and is a predicted model, not a curated record. Lineage: Eukaryota; Metazoa; Arthropoda; Insecta; Lepidoptera; Noctuidae. Gene Ontology annotation, molecular function: protein-folding chaperone binding; ATPase activator activity. The transcript has 5 exons.
CUGUCAAAUAGUAAUGGCAUGGUUCGUUUCGUUUCUUGCGCGACGUUUCUCGAAAAUUACGAUUUUUCGAUGUCAUUAGAUCAGUUGCACGCGGUUUAUUAGUAAGUGUAUUGUGUGUUGUUACAAUCUUUAGCUCUGCAAUUGAGUUCGCUGACCACGACUUGUCAAAAAUCUUGACUGUCACGAGUUUGACUUGACUUUUCGCGUGUGGAGUUCUCAAGAAUUCAUAUCCUGAGAUCUUGAACCGAUCAUCAUAAUUGAAAGAUGGCCAAAUGGGGCGAGGGUGACCCUAGAUGGAUCGUGGAGGAGAGGCCAGACGCUACUAAUGUGAACAACUGGCAUUGGACGGAGAAAAAUGCAGGGCCGUGGUCAAAAGAUCGUUUGAAGGAGUUGUUGAAUAAAUUCGUGAUUGCUCAGAAUGGUGUGGACUGUAAGGUGACUGAGGUGGAGAAGAUAGACGGGGAGGCGUCAGCGAACAAUAGGAAAGGAAAGUUAAUAUUUUUCUAUGAAUGGGACAUUAAGCUGAAGUGGGAAGGAACCUUGGCUGGUAGCAAGGAUGUGGUGAAGGGGGAGGUGCACAUACCGAACCUGUCCGAAGAAAACGACGUUAGCGAAGUGGACAUCUCUGUCACAAUUAAAGGAAGUGGGGAAGAAGCCCAAAGAGUCAAAGCAUUCAUGCACAAUGUAGGCCGAGAUAAGAUCCGGAAGCAAUUGACCGAAUACAUCCGAAGUCUCAAGGAAGAGUUCUCCAAAGGCCUCAUCCUUCCUAAAAAGGGUGAAGGGCCCGUCAAACCCGACAAUGUCUCGAUGAUCACUAGUGGAUUUAAUAAGAAGGUUUCUAUGGACCCUGUAGUUUCAACCAAGACUAAUCAAAUUGGAUGCAAAUUGGACACUAAAUCCAUUGAGAUAUCGGAGAAAUUCCAAUGCCGCGCUCAGGAGUUUUAUGACGCAAUGACUCGAAUAGAAAUGGUCACGGCUUUCACACAGGGCCACGUUAAAUUGGACGCAGAGAAGGGCGGUAAGUUUGCCCUAUUCGGCGGAAACAUAACAGGAGAGUUCAGGGAAUUAGUACCACCUAAGAAAAUAGUCCAAUACUGGAGAUACAAGCAGUGGCCCGACCAACACUUCUCAGAGGUCACCUUUAACAUUGAGGAGAAGGACGACCACACUCUAGUGACAGUGAAACAGGAUCUCGUACCGACGGCCGAGGUGGACCAGACCCGCGACAACUGGCGGCGGUAUUACUUCGACAGUAUUAAGCGCGCGUUCGGCUUCGGGGCCUUCCUGUGAUCCUGUACGCCAGUACAAUAAUUAGGUUCAAUUUUACCAGUAAUGUGGUUCGUUCCAAGAAUUCAAGCAAAGAACGACUUUUAUAUAACGCAGAAUUUUCAUUUUAUGUAAAUUUUGUAAUGCAUCUGUGAUGUCUGACAUAUUGUGCCGGUUUUGAAUGCGUUGUAUCUAAGGUUUGGAUUCGGGGCAUACAUUAGGUAGAUUCUUGAUCUAUUAGUGUAAUGUUUGACUUUGCUGUGAAAAAUUAGGUUAAUCUGACAUUUGCUUACACCUAAACUGCUUAAAAAACGUCCAAAUUUACAGUUAGCUUAAGAAGUAAAGUAGUGCAAUGAAUUAGGUAGGUUAAAUCCAUUUUUGGCCUAAAUUUCGACAACUUUCGGUUCAAAACAUAAUUAUUUACUUAUAAGGCCUUUUGACAUACUAAAAAAUGUGUGGUGUGCCAGAUUUUAUUUCAUUGUUCUUAGUUUAUUUUAAUUAAUUUCAAUAAUCUCUAUAGUUUAAUCAAUUUAUAAAAAAAUGAAUUGGUACUUAUAUGCCCUGAAUACAUACCUCUUAAAGCAUAAUUACUUAUUACACUAAAAUCUGAGAAUCUUAGUAGCUGUAUCGCUGUUAAUUUGCGCUUAGAACAACUUACAUCAAUACAAAUAAAUGCACAGUAUAUAAUAUUAAUUUUAUUUAACCCCCCAAACUCCUCCCCCAUCAAUUCUAAUUUCUACUAUAUUACUCAUAAUAUGCGAAAUGGCAACACCUAAAAAUAAUAACUUCCGUAUGUCUUUUCAAUUCUUGGAACUUUUUUUUUAUUCUCUGUAAUUGAAUGUAUAAAACUGAACUGCUAUGUUGCUAACCAGAGCGAAAGUUAGUUUUUUUUUAAUAAUUCAAAAUAAUUAUUCGUAAUCUAUUGUGCAUUUAUUUGCAUUGAUUAAAUCAUUUCUUGGCUUAACUUUGUAAGUAGCUGAUGAUUAUGUGUAACCGUUUUUUUAUUUAUGGGAUGCUCCAAUAAAUUAUGUUAGAUGUA